AAAUAAUCAGAGAAAAAUAACCUUAACUUUUACGAAAUUAAUCAAAUUUUUACGGAACCAUGAACACUCAUGCAUGGAACAACAAUGCAAACGCCUUUGAAAAUUUUGAAUCUUCCAUAACGACGCCGUUUUAUGACACUUCAGCUCCGGUAGCACCGGCGAUGCCAAUCUCCCGGAAUCCGAGUUUUCGCAGCAUAUUAUUGGCGGAGAAUUGGGCGGAGCUACCAUUGAAGGAGGACGAUACCGACGACAUGGUAAUCUACGGGACUUUGCGCGAGGCUGCCGUUACAACUGGCUGGUUCCCCGGUAAUGAGGUGAACAAUGUUGAUGUAGGUGUGAAAAUCGAAGAACAAGGUGAAAACAGUAGCACUGCAGCGGCGCGUGUGGUUCAGGCGCCACCAACAAAUGGUAAAAAGUUAGGCUUCCGAGGAGUUAGGAGAAGGCCUUGGGGAAAGUAUGCUGCUGAGAUAAGAGAUCCUAAGGCUAUGUUUGAGAGUUUG
This is a messenger RNA of Vicia villosa (hairy vetch), 500 nucleotides long. RefSeq names its product ethylene-responsive transcription factor 13-like. The record is from RefSeq and is a predicted model, not a curated record. Gene Ontology annotation, biological process: ethylene-activated signaling pathway; regulation of DNA-templated transcription. Gene Ontology annotation, molecular function: DNA-binding transcription factor activity. The annotation marks the transcript as partial. The transcript has a single exon. Lineage: Eukaryota; Viridiplantae; Streptophyta; Magnoliopsida; Fabales; Fabaceae.